AUGGCGGAGCCCUCGCCGCCGCCGCCGCCGCCGCCGCCGUCCAACAAAGGCCUCCGGGUCCUCCUCGCCAAGGACCGCGCGCCUACUUCCUCUCCCUCCGCGCCCGCCGCCGUCUCCAGCCACGCCGACCGCGACCGCAUCAUCGGAGUGUUCCGGACCGCGCUGUCGAGGAACGAGGCCCCCGAAGCUUUCGCCCUCCAGGCGGUUCAGGAAGCGAUUAAGCCUCAGAAGCAAACGGUGCUGGUGCUAGAGGAGAACCAGACCUUGGAGAAUGCUCUUCGAAGGCUGCUGCAGGAACUUGUGUCAUCUGCAGUUCAAUCGGGUAAAGGAAUUAUGCAGUAUGGAAACUCAUUGGAUAGCGGGGAAAGUAACUGCCUGAUAACACGUCUUCUUGAUAUCAUGCUUUACCUUUGUGAAAGAGGGCAUGUUGAGGGUGGUAUGGUAUUCCAGCUGUUAGAAGAUCUGACAGACAUGUCAACUAUCAAAGACUGCAAAGAUGUCUUUGGGUAUAUUGAGAGCAAGCAGGAUGUCUUGGGGAAGCAAGAGCUAUUUGGGCGUGGCAAGUUGGUUAUGCUGAGGACUUGCAACCAACUACUUCGAAGACUUUCAAAGUCGAACGAUGUGGUGUUCUGCGGACGCAUUAUCAUGUUCCUGGCACAUUUCUUCCCGCUGUCGGAGCGUUCAGCUCUCAAUAUCAAGGGAGUUUUCAACACAUCAAAUGAAACUAAGUAUGAGAAAGAUGCCACUGACGGAAUUUCUGUUGAUUUCAACUUCUACCAGACCCUGUGGAGUCUGCAGGAGCAUUUCAGGAACCCAGCUUUGACUACUACGAAUCCAACAAAAUGGCAAAAGUUUGCGUCUAAUUUAACGGUCGUGUUGAGCACAUUUGAAGCUCAGCCUCUCAGCGAUGCUGACGGGAAACAUAAUAAUCUUGAGCAAGAGGAAGAUGCUGCUUUCAAUAUUAAGUACCUUACUAGCAGUAAAUUGAUGGGUUUGGAGUUGAAAGACGCAAGUUUUCGACGCCACAUCCUUGUCCAAUGCCUUAUAUUUUUUGACUAUCUCAAGGCGCCUGGAAAGACUGACAAGGAAGGUCCAUCCGAGAGCAUGAAAGAGGAAAUCAAAUCCUGUGAAGAGCGUGUCAAGAAUCUUCUGGAGAUGAUUCCACCGAAAGGGAAAGAAUUCCUACAAAGCAUCGAGCAUAUUCUUGAGCGGGAGAAAAACUGGGUAUGGUGGAAGAGAGAUGGAUGUCCAGCAUUUGAAAAACAACCUUUUGAAAAGAAGUCAGGUCAAGCUGGAGCCAGAAAACGUAAGCCAAGGUGGAGAUUGGGAAACAAGGAACUUGCGCAACUGUGGAAAUGGGCAGAAUUAAACCCUGAUGCUUUGACUGACUCUGACCGAGUCCGCAUGCCAUCAGUUACAGAAUAUUGGAAACCACUUGCAGAAGAUAUGGACACAUCUGCUGGAAUUGAGGAGGAGUAUCACCACAAAAAUAAUCGUGUUUAUUGCUGGAAAGGUUUACGGUUUCAAGCCAGACAAGAUCUGGAAGGAUUUUCUCGAUUUUGUGACUACGGGAUCGAAGGUGUUGUACCUCCCGAGCUGUUGCCACCCGACGUCCGCGCCAAAUUCAAUUCUAAGCCAGGCGAGAAGGCCAAACGGCCUAAACGGGAAGACACAAGAGGCACUUCAGCUCACCCCAAGGAGCCACAGGUUGCCGCGGCCACGCCCGAGACAGACGGCGGCGGCAGCGGGGGCGACCAGGAGGAAGGCGCGGUGCCGAUGGACUCUGACAACGGCGCGGGGGAGGACGGCCAGAAGCGGAGCCCCGGCGAGGUCUCGGAGCCCGAGUCCGGGCAGUGCGAUGCUGAGGACGAUGGGGAAGACAACACGAAAAGCGCGCAUAGUAGAGAUCGUCGGUAG
This is a messenger RNA of Triticum turgidum subsp. durum (durum wheat), 1917 nucleotides long. NCBI's taxonomy places the organism in Eukaryota, Viridiplantae, Streptophyta, Magnoliopsida, Poales, Poaceae. The record is from the annotation of a GenBank genome assembly.